Molecule: messenger RNA, 1995 nt
Organism: Sphenostylis stenocarpa
Lineage: Eukaryota; Viridiplantae; Streptophyta; Magnoliopsida; Fabales; Fabaceae
Source: the annotation of a GenBank genome assembly
AUGGGUAGUGUAGAUUAUGAGUACCCUUUGGGGAUGAACAUUGUUCAGGGUAUGCAGCACCAAGUGGAGGUUCCACCACCUCAACCAUUUUUGAAGUCUCUAAAGUACUCCCUCAAGGAAACUUUCUUUCCAGAUGACCCUUUGAGGCAGUUCAAAAACAAGCCACCCUCCAAAAAGCUCAUGCUUGCCCUUCAGUAUUUCUUCCCCAUCUUCGAAUGGGCACCCAAAUUCACCUUCCACUUCUUCAAAGCUGACCUCGUAGCUGGUAUCACCAUAGCUAGCUUGGCCAUUCCCCAAGGCAUCAGCUAUGCCAAGCUCGCCAACCUCCCUCCUAUCCUUGGACUAUAUUCAAGCUUUAUACCACCGCUGAUAUAUGCGAUGAUGGGAAGUUCGAGGGAUUUGGCGGUGGGGACCGUGGCGGUUGGAUCGCUUCUCAUGGGUUCCAUGUUGAGUGAUGAGGUUAAUCCCAAUCAAGACCCAAACCUUUACCUACACCUUGCCUUCACAGCUACACUAUUUGCUGGAAUUUUUCAGGCUUCGUUGGGUUUCUUUAGGUUGGGGUUCAUCGUGGAUUUUCUGUCACAUGCAACCAUUGUAGGGUUCAUGGGAGGAGCAGCCACAGUGGUUUGUCUGCAGCAACUAAAAUCGAUUCUUGGGCUUGUGCAUUUCACACAUGGAGCUGAUAUCAUAUCAGUUAUGCGCUCUGUUUUCACCCAAACUCAUGAGAGCAAAAAACAACCAAGGUUUUUCUGGGUGUCAGCAAUGGCACCAUUAACGUCCGUUAUAUUGGGAAGUCUGUUGGUUUAUUUCACUCACGCCGAGAAGCACGGAGUUGAAGUUAUAGGAGAACUGAAGAAGGGUUUAAAUCCAGGAUCUGUCACAAAGCUGGUAUUUGUGUCACCUUACAUGAUCACAGCUGUCAAAACUGGCAUUGUGGUUGGCAUCAUAGCGCUUGCAGAAGGAAUAGCAGUGGGAAGAAGCUUUGCAAUGUAUAAAAAUUACAAUAUUGAUGGCAACAAAGAGAUGAUAGCUAUUGGGACCAUGAACAUAGUUGGUUCUUUUACCUCUUGCUACAUCACAACAGGGCCAUUUUCACGCUCAGCCGUGAACUAUAAUGCUGGAUGCAAGACAGCAGCAUCCAACAUUAUAAUGUCAAUUGCAGUCAUGUUGACAUUGUUAUUCCUAACACCCUUGUUCCAUUACACCCCCCUGGUGGUGCUAUCAGCCAUAAUUGUAUCUGCAAUGCUUGGCCUCGUAGAUUAUGAAGCAGCCAUCCAUCUGUGGAAGAUUGACAAAUUUGACUUUGUUGUGUGCAUGAGUGCAUACAUUGGCGUGGUCUUUGGCAGCGUUGAAAUUGGCUUAGUCAUAGCUGUUGCAAUAUCUGUACUUCGAGUACUUCUAUUCAUUGCAAGGCCGAGGACAUUCGUUUUGGGCAACAUUCCAAAUUCUGAGAUUUACAGAAAUGUAGAGCAAUAUCCAAAUGCAAAACAUGUUCCUGGAAUCCUAAUCCUAGAGAUUGAUGCACCAAUUUACUUUGCCAAUGCAAGCUAUUUAAGAGAAAGGAUCACAAGGUGGAUUGACGAAGAGGAGGACAGAAUCAUAGCUACUCGAGAAACAAGUUUGCAGUAUAUUAUAAUGGAUAUGAGUGGUGUUGGAAACAUCGAUACAAGUGGAAUAAGUAUGCUUGAAGAGGUCAAGAAGAUUACGGAGAGAAGAGAGCUGCAAACAUGGUUCAAAUGGGUCGAAGAGUUGGAGGGGGAGAAUGUUUCAAUGGAUUCUCACUUGAAGAGGGAGUAUUGGAAUUCAAGUCUCGUUUUGGUCAACCCCGGAAGCGAGGUGAUGAAGAAACUGAACAAAUCGAAGUUCCAGAAUAAUUUAGGGCAGAAAUGGAUCUAUCUAACUGUUGAAGAGGCCGUUGUAGCAUGCAACUUCAAUCUCCGUGCAAGCAAAACGAAUCUCAAGAAAGAUGAAUCAGAGGGUUGGAACAAUGUUUGA